AAUUCAAAAGAUCUUCGUGCUGCAGAGUGUCUGAUGUUAGAGAGGGCCAAAUUGAACUCCCGGCAAGAGUAGCCAUGUCCACAUUAUCCCUUACUUCUUCGUGGUAUCCUUCCAAUUCAACCUUCCUACCUUCUUCAUCUUCCAUAACCCACUUUCUCUCUUCUUCACCAUACCCAAAACUCCGUUCACCUACAGGAUCUUUCUCCAACCGAACUCCAAACACCAUAUUUUGCUGUUCCUUCAAAACCCAGAAAUGGGUAACCCCUUUGUUAACCGCUGGCAUUGCUAUGGCUUUGGUGGGUCCCUCCAUUGCAGUUGAGUCGCCGUCAUUGUUGUCUUCAAUUCAAAUUCAGGAGCCCUCAAAUGCCCUCUCUCUGCCCACCUGGGCUGUCCACGUGUCUAGUGUUGCUGAAUGGGUGAUAGCAAUGACUUUGGUAUGGAAAUAUGGCGAGAAGCCUGGAAAUGAAUCUUGGAAAGGUCUGUCUUGGGGAAUGGUACCCUUACUUGGCGGAGCAAUGUGCGCUUGUACAUGGCAUUUCUUUUACAAUGCGGAGUCACUUGAGGUACUUGUGGCACUUCAAGCUGCACUGACUGUGCUUGGUAAUGCCACUAUGUGUAUUGCUGCAUUCCGCAUAUAUAAGUCACAAAGCCGCUCAGAGAAUCUGUGAAAUUUCUAUGGAAGAACCUAUCUUAGAUUGAAGUGCAGGGAUUGGGCGUGAGAUAGAAAUUGCAGAGCUGCUCGGAGAAUCUAUGGGGUUUCUUGAACGGAACCAACCUUUUUCAUAUGUUGUGCAAGGUUUGGAUAUGAGGUACUUUCUUCUCCUUUAUCAGUAAGACUUGUUUUUCCUGUAAUUUAAGAUACAAUAUUACCAUCCACCCACCAAUCUUAAUUUUGUGGUAAGGAAAGGAACAUACUUGUUCCCUUCAUGGAUAGUUACUGUUAUAUGUUAAUCUAGAGGUAGGAUGUUAGAAACUUGUAAAAUUGCUAUAUUUUGGAUGAAUUGACAGAUUGAGUUUUUUAUGGGUGAUGCCAUAUUGUAGCAUGAUUUUUUUUUCUUCUUUGAUUCAAAA
Messenger RNA from Amaranthus tricolor (Joseph's coat), 1071 nucleotides. RefSeq lists its product as uncharacterized. The transcript has 5 exons. The record is from RefSeq and is a predicted model, not a curated record. Bases 75 to 668 code for a protein of 197 amino acids. NCBI's taxonomy places the organism in Eukaryota, Viridiplantae, Streptophyta, Magnoliopsida, Caryophyllales, Amaranthaceae.